Molecule: messenger RNA, 1539 nt
Organism: Trichoderma harzianum CBS 226.95
Lineage: Eukaryota; Fungi; Ascomycota; Sordariomycetes; Hypocreales; Hypocreaceae
Exons: 3
Coding region: 1-1491 (496 amino acids)
Molecular function (GO): iron ion binding; oxidoreductase activity, acting on paired donors, with incorporation or reduction of molecular oxygen; monooxygenase activity
Source: RefSeq, a predicted model, not a curated record
AUGUAUUACUACUACUAUUUGUUGCUCUUGGGAUUGGCUUAUUGGGCUGUCCAGAGAUUAAUCUUGUCACUCGAGCAGCGUAAAUUCGCCAGGAAAAAUGGAUGCCAACCUUGCCAGCGUAUACCACAGAAAGAAAGACUCAUUGGCUAUGGCCUAUACCGGCAAGAAGUCACUCUAGCUCGGGAGGGCCGAUCUUUGCAGGAAGCACAGAAUCGCUUUCAACUGUUUGGCGACACAUUUUCUGGAGUUGUCAUGGGGCAGUUUUUCAUUAGUACAAUAGAUCCGGAAAACGUCAAGGCUUUGUUGUCCAGCCAAUUCAGCGACUUUGACAGUGGCAAGAAAGGUCUUUUUGGUCCUUUCAUAGGAGAUAGUAUGUUGACUACGGAUGGAGCUUUGUGGAAGCAUUCAAGGGCACUGGUUCGCCCACAUCUUGGCAAGGGCCAAGUAGAAGAUCUCAGCAAGCUGGAAGGUCACAUACAAAACUUACUUACAUGCCUCCCCAAGGAUGGUUCCACAGUAGAUCUACAGCAAUUAUUCUUCCGGCUUACAUUUGACAAUGUUGUUGAGCUUUUUCUAGAUAAAAAGGUGUCUACUUUGAAUUGUCAACCAGGAUCCCGUCUACACAAGGUCGUUGAAGCUUUUGAGAACGUUGGUAACUUGGUCAACCGGCGUGCCGCUCUAGGCCCUCUCCUGCUUUUUUACCGGGAUACCGAGAUGAAUGCCACGUGCAAGAUCCUACAUGACUUCGUGGAUGAUAUUAUUGAAAAGGCUUACUUGAAACGGAAAACACGAAAAGAUCACAAAUCGCUCAACUCUUUCCUGGAUAGCAUUCUUGACAGCACGGAUGACCUCGUGAAAAUUCGGUUUGAGGUUUUGGGUUUGCUUCUCGCUGGACGGGAUACAGCAGCCAGCGUAAUGAGCAAUUUGUUUUUUGUCUUGGCAAGACGACCGGAUAUUUGGCAGAAACUUCAAGGAGAAAUAGAAUACCUUGAACAACGAAAGCCAACAUAUGACGACCUUAGGGGACUAAAAUACUUGCGACAGGUAAUCGAUGAGACUAUGAGAUUAUAUCCUCCAGUCCCAGGACUCUUCCGCGCUGCAAAUCGUACCACUAUACUCCCUCGUGGUGGAGGUCACGAUGGUCGAUCUCCUGUUCUCGUUCCCAAAGGAACUGUGAUAAGCUGUUCCACAUUCAGCCUCCAGCGUCGCGAAGAUGUAUUUGGGCCUGAUGCGCAGGAAUUCCGACCAGAGCGGUGGGAUAGUCUAAACCCACACUGGGAGUUUUUGCCGUUUAGCGUUGGCCCAAGGGUUUGUAUGGGCCAAACAUAUGCAUAUGCAGAGAUGAUAUACAUAUUGAGCCGAAUGUUACAAGAAUUCCAGCAGGUGGAGAAGCGGAGUGAGAAACCUUGGGUAGAAAAAUGGUCUAUCACUUUGUUGAAUGGAUCCGGUACCAAGGUUGGGUUGAUUCCGAAGACAAGAGCAAUCGAAUAGAUGCGAGAAAAAACGCAAUGUCUACAGACUGGUGCUCCAGUAUGUUUU